Rhagoletis zephyria (snowberry fruit fly) is the source of this 2966-nucleotide messenger RNA. Its product is annotated as putative mediator of RNA polymerase II transcription subunit 26. The record is from RefSeq and is a predicted model, not a curated record. NCBI's taxonomy places the organism in Eukaryota, Metazoa, Arthropoda, Insecta, Diptera, Tephritidae. Gene Ontology annotation, cellular component: membrane.
UUGGAAGAAGAAAUAUUCGGGCGAGUGUGCUAAAAAAUAGGACAAGAGAUAGAUUUAGUCCUUUUACUUUGAAAUCGUGUACGCUAAUUAGUUGAAAAUAUAAAUAAACUAUUUGUGAGUUAAAGGAAAUUGUGUAAAGUGUGCGAUAAUGUAUGUUUUUGCUGUGCUUGCCUUUAAUUUCAUUCAAGGUGCGCUGUCCGCCAGUUCGAGCCUUAUACCCGGUGGUCAUUGCCGCGACUACAAUGGAAAACUCUACGAAACCGGCAUGCAUUAUAUGCCCGGUCCGGACUCGUGCCGCCUCUGCAUCUGCGAUAGUGGUCUACCGAAGGCUUGCAAAAUGGUGCUUUGUGAGGCGUUCAGCAAAUGCAAAUCAUUUCAAGUGGGAAACGGCAACAAUUGUUGCGAGGUUAUCUGCCUCGAUGAUCAGUUCACAGAUGGCAGCACUGACUUCGGCAUUUGACUGGUAGCUAGUGGCAUUACUGCCACACUUUCAUUGUCGUUACUCUUCUUUCUGGUAAAUCGUCUUCGACAGCGUAAGAUACGUGCACGCGAGAGUCGACAGAAUGCCGAAGAUCAGCGCAGUAUUGUCGGGAGUAUUGGCUAUAUAGCCGGCAAUAUGGGUUACAUGGAGGGCAAUAUGAGUGGCAUGGAUUAUUCCUAUGCCAGUGGCGCUUCACACUACCCACUUUGGAAGCCGGCUAGCGGUUAUUUUCCGCGCGGCGAAGCUCCACCACCAUAUGAAGAGGCUGUGGCUAUUUCCCAAGCGGAAGCUUUAAGUGCACAAUGUACAGUUAGUGUGGCACCGACAGCGCAUCGAGCAAUGGGUCUCAACAAUGCCUCUGUUGCACCGGUGGAGUUGACUACAGAAAUGCGACGCAAUAUGCAGCAGCAGCAACAACAACAGCAGCAGCAGCAGCAACAACAGCAACAAGCCUUGGCGCAACAGCAUGCGAUACAUUUGCAUCAGCCGACGUCCCAUCACAGUGUUGUUGGAGGUGUCAGUGGCAGCAGUGGGACCGUUUCUGGCAUGCCUAAUAGUAAUCAUCAUGUUGGUGCACUGACAUCUACCGCCCAGCCACAAAAUCAUCAACAAUCGCACAAUCAAAUAACUCAAAGUACAACCAACCUGAUUAAUAUUAAUAUCAAUAGUGGCGGCAACGUAACCACAAUCGCCACGGGCGAAAAUCACCAGCCACCAUAUAGCUUACAACACGAGGGUAGUGGAACGGUCUUGCAAGAGUCGCAGCACCAUCAACAGCUAACGCAGCCAUUACAGCAGCAGCAACAGUUAAUAAAUACCACUCACAUAGCCAAUAGCAGCGGUGGACGUCUUCACUUGACCACCGCCACACCCAGCAAUUCAAUAUGUGUACAAACUCUUACGGGAGGCGCUGGUGGCGGCGGCAAUACCGUCACAAAUUCAAGCAAUCAGCCAACUUCUCAAUCUAUACAAAUUGCUGGCACUGGGAAAUCGCUUCAUAAUCAGCAUCAGCAGCAUCAUCAUCAGCUUGUUGCAAAUGUCGCUUGCCAGGCAUUGCAACAGGCCAUGGCUUCUUCAGUUGGAUCGUCAUCAUCGACCAACAAUGAGUGCAGCUAUAAGAAUUGCCAUCUAAAUAUAAGCGCUAGCACUACAUCGGCAUCGGCUGUAGCUGGAACACAGCAGCGCCGCUCACAGCAUCGCACUACACUGCCCAUUCAAGCGACACAUGUUGCACACGAUAUGCUGCAGCAAUUUGUGACUGUUGCUGAUGUAGAAAUCAGCGGUGCCACCGUUGGUUAUCACUCACUGCCUAGUGGUAGCGGCAGCAUCGGUGGCAGCAGUAAUGAUAUGGAAUUGCUUACUGCUACUACGAUGCCAACAUCUUCCCAAUACGCUGGUUCACAUAUGGCUGGCGCCAUUUCCACGCCCAGUAUUGAUGUGUUGCCAUUGAUGAGCGGAGAAAUCGCCACAAUAUCCAGCAACACCAGCGACUCGAUCACACAAACUACAUUUAGCGCCGUGGCCGGGGCUCAUACGCUGCCCACAAAUGCACACACGCAAACGCUCAAAAGCGGUAGCAGCAGUGCCAACAGCCCUGGCAGUCAAAGUAGCAAAACUCCCUCCUCUUCCCGCCGUUACCACCGCACUAUACCGCGUUACUUCGCUCUCACCGAUCCGUUGAGUGCCAAAGAGGCCUAUGGCAUUGGUAAAAGUAAAUCAGAUAAUAGCACGCGUAAUAAUGCGGGCACUACAUCAUCGGCUAGCAAAAAACCCACUUGUCAGUGUCCGGUGCAACAUGUGCCCAUGUCAUAUAUGGCAGCUACCCAGCUGAGCAAUGCUGCACAAUGUGCCAGCAGUAGCGCACUUCUCUCGGCAUUGAGUAGCAAAUUGAACGCCGUCAGUCAGUCAUCAGCCGCAUCCCAAACAUCAUCAGCGUCAUCGACAUUAGUCUCAUCGCAUGGCAACAGCAGCUCGGGUCGUUCCAACACUGCCACUUCGUUGGGUUACUCGCAACGUGCAAAAUCCUCCAAUAGUCUACAGCAAACUUCUGCGAGCGAAGUCAACAGCCUUGGCGGCACUUUGAAGCGUGCAAUGCAUACCACCAGUACCAACACCAAUACAAGUAACAACGCUAGUAACAAAAACAACAACACCAAUAAUAAUGCUAGCUCACUAUGCAGCUAUGAAACGAAAAUUGCUACCAUUUCCAAACAAGUUGGCGAUAGCACAGCUGCAAAUCUGACCACCAUGCCCAUCAUUCGCACAGCGUUGUUGUAUUGCCGACACAGGCGCAGGACGAGAGUAUGCCCAUAGUAUUGGGACGGGUGCAAAAGCGAUCCAGUGGUGAGCGCGAAAGGGAGCGGGAGAGAGAAAGGGAGCGUGAACGUGAGCGCGAACGUGCGCGUAGUGCUAGUAGUGGUCGCGGUAGCAGUAAUAGUAGUACACACCAAUUGGAGAGUAGCGCGGCGGCAUUUUAUUUGAACGG